This is a messenger RNA of Euleptes europaea (tarantolino), 3772 nucleotides long. It is a transcript of the gene SEMA6D, whose product is annotated as semaphorin 6D. The record is from RefSeq and is a predicted model, not a curated record. Bases 1 to 3243 code for a protein of 1080 amino acids. Gene Ontology annotation, biological process: negative chemotaxis; positive regulation of cell migration; neural crest cell migration. The transcript is spliced from 18 exons. Gene Ontology annotation, molecular function: chemorepellent activity; semaphorin receptor binding. Lineage: Eukaryota; Metazoa; Chordata; Lepidosauria; Squamata; Sphaerodactylidae.
AUGAGGCUCCUGCUGCUCUCGGCCUGUGCGGUGCUGGUGACCAUCUCUCCAUGUGAUGCCGUCAGCUUCCCGGAAGAUGAGGACCCGAUCAACGUUGUUGACUACCACUAUUCAAGGCAGUACCCAGUGUUUAGAGGACGCUCUUCAGGCAACGAAUCCCAACACAGGCUGGACUUUCAACUCAUGUUGAAGAUUCGAGACACGCUCUACAUUGCCGGCAGGGAUCAAGUUUACACUGUAAACUUGAAUGAAGUUCCAAAGGGAGAAGUUGUUCCGAGCAAGAAAUUAACAUGGCGGUCGAAGCAACAAGACCGAGAGAACUGCGCCAUGAAGGGCAAACACAAAGAUGAAUGCCAUAAUUUUAUUAAAGUCUUUGUUCCCAGGAAUGACGAGAUGGUGUUUGUCUGCGGAACAAAUGCUUUUAACCCCAUGUGCCGUUACUAUAGGUUGAAUACCUUGGAGUACGAUGGCGAGGAAAUUAGCGGCUUGGCGAGAUGCCCGUUCGAUGCCAGGCAAACCAACGUUGCCCUCUUUGCUGAUGGCAAACUGUAUUCUGCCACAGUCGCGGAUUUCCUGGCAAGCGAUGCGGUUAUUUACCGAAGCAUGGGGGACGGGUCAGCGCUCCGAACGAUAAAAUAUGACUCCAAGUGGAUAAAAGAGCCCCAUUUCCUCCACGCCAUCGAAUAUGGGAAUUUCGUGUAUUUCUUCUUUCGAGAGAUCGCGGUGGAGCACAAUAAUUUAGGCAAGGCCGUGUACUCCCGCGUGGCCCGCAUCUGCAAGAACGACAUGGGCGGCUCUCAGCGAGUGCUGGAGAAACACUGGACUUCGUUCCUGAAGGCCCGCCUCAACUGCUCCGUCCCGGGGGACUCGUUCUUCUACUUCGACGUGCUCCAGUCGAUCACGGACAUCAUCGACCUCAACGGGGUCCCCACGGUGGUCGGCGUCUUCACCACGCAGCUGAACAGCAUCCCCGGCUCCGCGGUGUGUGCUUUUAGCAUGGAGGACAUUGAGAAAGUAUUCAAAGGACGAUUUAAGGAACAAAAGACCCCCGAUUCUGUUUGGACAGCCGUACCGGAAGAAAAAAUACCGAGGCCGAGACCUGGUUGCUGUGCAAAACACGGCCUAGCAGAGGCUUACAAAACCUCCAUUGAUUUCCCAGAUGAAACCCUCUCUUUCAUCAAAUCCCACCCUUUGAUGGAUUCCGCCGUUCCGUCCGUCAUCGAGGAACCCUGGUUCACAAAGACGAGGGUCAGGUAUCGGCUGACUGCGAUAGCCGUGGACCGCUCUGCUGGCCCCUACCAAAACUACACCGUCAUAUUCGUUGGCUCUGAAGCUGGAGUGGUGCUUAAAAUCUUGGCAAAGACCAGACCUUUCUCCUUGAAUGACAGCGUCUUACUGGAAGAGAUUGAUGCUUACAAUCAUGCAAAGUGUAACGGAGACGGCGAGGAUGACCAGAGGGUCAUUUCCCUACAGCUGGACAAAGACCACCACACUUUGUUCGUCGCCUUCUCUAGCUGCGUCGUGCGGAUCCCCCUCAGCCGUUGCGAGCGUCACGGAUCGUGUAAGAAGUCCUGCAUUGCCUCCCGAGACCCCUACUGCGGCUGGCUGAGUCACGGGACCUGCGGAAGGGUGAAAUCGAGCAUGUUCGCUGGAGGGUACGAACAGGACGUGGAAUACGGCAACACGGCCCUGCUCGGGGACUGCCACGAAAUUUUGCCUUCUACAACUACACCAGAUUACAAAAUAUUUGGGGAUCCAACAUCUGACAUGGCGUUCUCCUCAGCCUCUAUUACCACAGUGGGAAGUAUCCCAGUUAUCUCACCUAAAGUGAUUGGUUCCUGGAAACCUAAAGUGACUGGCUCUCGGAAAUUUGUAGCUCAAGAUGACCCAAACACUUCUGAUUACUCUGAUCCAUUAUCAGGUGUCCCGAAGGGUGUAAGAUGGGAAGUGCAGUCGGGAGAUUCCAACCAAAUGGUGCACAUGAAUGUCCUAAUUACCUGUGUCUUUGCUGCGUUUCUGCUGGGAGCCUUUAUUGCGGGAGUGGCUGUCUACUGUUACCGGGAUAUAUUUAUGAGGAAAUCCAGAAAGAUACACAAAGAUGCAGAAUCGGCUCAGUCGUGUACAGACUCCAGCGGCAGCUUCGCCAAACUGAACGGGCUCUUUGACAGCCCGGUCAAGGAGUAUCAACAGAACAUUGAUUCACCCAAGCUAUAUUCAAAUCUGCUGACGAGCAGAAAAGAGCUGCCGCCAACAGGCGACACGAAGUCGAUGAUGAUGGUGGACCACAGAGGCCAACCCCCAGAACUGGCGGCUCUUCCAACCCCCGAAUCGACGCCAGUGCUGCAGCAAAAGACUUUGCAGUCCAUGAAAAGUCAGUUGAACAAAGCACAAAACAACCUCAGUGCUUCUAGGAAAGAAGCCCCUCUGAAGAGUCCUCAGUUUUUUCCAUCCAGCCCUCCGCCCCACUCUCCUUUAAGUCACGGACACAUCCCCAGUGCCAUCGUCCUCCCGAACGCUACCCACGAUUACAAUAUGUCCUUCUCAAAUUCUAACGCACACAAAGCAGACAAAAAGAUGCAGAACUUGGACCACCCACAUACAAAGCCGUCCAGCAAAAGAGACCACAGAAGGUCCAUCGAUUCCAGGAAUACCUUAAACGAUUUCCUGAAACAUUUGAACGAAACGCCGAACAACCCCAAAGCCAUCAUGGGAGACCUCCAAGUGGCUCACCAGACUUUAAAGCUGGACCCCAUGGGGGAAAUGUCAGAGAUCCCCCCGAAAGUCCCUAACAGAGAAGCGUCUUUGUAUUCUCCUCCAUCCACCCUUCCUCGAAACAGCCCAACAAAACGGGUGGACGUCCCCACCACCACACCCGCAGCACCAAUGACCUCUUUAGAAAGGCAGAGAGGCUAUCACAAAAAUUCAUCACAGAGGCAUUCUAUAUCAGCCCUCCCUAAAAACUUAAACUCGCCCAACGGCGUGCUGCUAUCCAGGCAGCCUAGUAUUAACCGCGGGGGAUACAUGCCUUCUGCUACAGGAACAAAGACGGACUACAUGCAAGGGACGCCGGUGAGCGUACACCUACAGCCUUCCUUGUCCAGGCAGAGCAGUUACACAAGCAAUGGAACGCUUCCUCGGACAGGAGUAAAGAGGAUGCCCUCCCUAAAACCCGAUGUGCCACCCAAGCCCUCAUUCGUUCCUCAGACACCUUCAGUCAGACCACUGAACAAGUACAGCUACUAAGACUUGCAUAUUCUCUCAAAAGACCCUGGGACGAUGUUGAGGGACAGAUGUUAAGGCAGAGACUUGCUUGCCCUCAAAAACGAGAGCAAGCAGCCAAAGAAGCUGUCUUUAACUUCGGUGCCAUCUUGUUUUGCCACACGUCUGGCUUCAAGCAAGACUCGAGUUGCUCGACAGAUUUUAAAAACAAAACAAAGGAAGGUGCUGGUCAUUACGUUUCUUUUGUUUGGAGCGGAGGAGACAUGUAGCACAAUGGGGGAGGGACUCGUUGACCUUUUGAAAGAGCUGUUCAAAGUACUUGGGGAAGAAAGACAUAAAAGAGAGAUUGGUGAGCAAAUACUUGAAAAAAUAUAUUAAAAAAUGGGGUUCAUUCGAGACUGCCAUAAUGCGUAGUCUUCCCAUGAAAUGUGAACAUUUUAAUAUGUAUGCAUUCGCCUUGCCUCUUGCACAAAUGUCAGAAAAUGAUAACGUCUCAAUAAGUAUGUUGGUUAAUAAGCAAUUUGCUGAUCUUCGGUCUCUAGUCCAAGUGUAG